Molecule: messenger RNA, 3845 nt
Organism: Schistocerca serialis cubense
Lineage: Eukaryota; Metazoa; Arthropoda; Insecta; Orthoptera; Acrididae
Product: ethylmalonyl-CoA decarboxylase-like
Exons: 5
Coding region: 420-1295 (291 amino acids)
Biological process (GO): fatty acid beta-oxidation
Cellular component (GO): cytosol
Molecular function (GO): enoyl-CoA hydratase activity
Source: RefSeq, a predicted model, not a curated record
CUGAAAUGUCUGACACUUCUAAACGUCAGCAUAAGUGCAAGUAGAACGACGAAAUCAUCUACGCAGCAUUUCUGCAGCUGGCGUUCCCAUUACAAUAACAGAGAGGGACAUCACCGGUGCUUAUCUUUCUUCAUGCUUCAUACAAAAUUGCCAGUCAUGCUUUCAAAAACAUCGUCUCACGCCUGUCAUUUUGUACUUGACCCCAACACUCAAGUCCUUAUAGCGCGAGUAUGGGUAUAGUAAUACGAACUUUAAGCCUGAUUCAUCUGGCGGGAGGCAUACCCAACAGGUCUUUCCUCUCCGUUAUAUUCUUGGCUAAGGAUUGCAUUAAGAGCAAAAUCUGAGGCAUCGGUUGCAAGAAUAAAAGGUUUUUAAAAAUCUGGACAGACUAACAGAGGUCAAUUGCAAAAAGUCUAGGGAUGUUAAAAAAGCAAAAUAAAGGCCCUGAUACAAGAUACAUUAAUUAUUAUACAGGGCCAGAAGAGGACAUGACGACAAUAGUUUUGAGUUUAUCAGAGUAUGGAGGUGGAAAUAUAACAAUGGAAAAAGAUGAAGCAACAGGAUUAGUGAUGAUAUGUAUAAAUAAUCCUCAGAAAAGAAAUGCUUUUAGUGGCAAAAUGAUGGUUGAGCUCCAUAAUGCAGUUACUGAAAUUGAGAAAUGGAAAACUGGAAAAGGGCUCAUCCUGUAUGGUGCAGAAGGGCAUUUUUGUUCUGGCGGAGACCUCAGCUUUGCUCGAGAAAAUUGUAAUUCUCAUGCAGGAUUUCAGAUGGCAACAAUUAUGACAAAUACUCUCCACAGGCUACACAACCUGCCAAUCAUAACAGUUGCAGUAAUAGAAGGAGCAGGUGCCUUGGGUGGAGGUGCAGAACUAGCAGCAGCCUGUGACUUUCGUCUUGCAAGUAAAGGUGCAGCUGGAAUAGGAUUUGUUCAUGGCCGCAUGGGAAUUAUUCCAGCCUGGGGUGGAGUUACAUGGCUUGCAGAUGUUGUAGGGUGUCACAAGGCCCUUGACUUAAUCUCGUCUUCACAAAUAGUGACUCCAUCUAAAGGCAUACAGAUUGGAAUAAUAGAUGCCAUUAUCAGUGAUGAUAAUCCACUAGAUGAUGCAAGAGAAUGGUUAAAGGCACGAACACGAAGUGAUCCUGAAGUUAUUCAUGCAAUGAAGGCAGCAAUCAGAAAUGCUAGAGAGUUGGCAUACAAAACUUCACUUCCAGUUGAAAGAAGAAUUUUUGCUCCAUUGUGGGGAGGACCAGCAAAUAAGCUUGCUCUCCAAAGAAAUGUGAAACACAAACUGUAAGAUUAAGAACUGCUUCACAGUAUUACACUUCGCUACGAAACUAUGCAACAGUUUUGAUGCUUGUUUUGUUUUUGUGACACCCAUGUGUGUAUUGUUACCAGAUAAAUUAAGUUUAAGUAUACGAAGGCUUAAUGAUAGUACCAUUAGAAAAGAUAACCUAACUAAAAAGUUAUUAAGCUUACACUUUUUCUCUCUGUUUUGGUGCCAAAAACUUUCGUACUGUUCUUUGCACAUACUAUUUUACACUGUAUGAAAAUAAUAUUCUUUAAUCUGUUAUUUAGUACACUCCCACAAUUCAUUUUGAAGAUAUAUUACAUAAAUGUAAAAGGAUAUUUAUCUCAUUCUUUAUCAUUUCACUUUGUUUUCCUCUUUGUUAGAAUGGAUUGUUAUACAACUACAUCAUUAAUAUAUCCUAAACAUACUUGUAAUUAAUACAGGUCACAUAACAGAUAACAGUUUUUAUUUAUUUAGUUUCACAAUGGCACUGGCACUUUUUGUUUUGCCUUUUUUUCUUUUUUAAAAAAGGAGCUAUUACAUAGCACUGACAUAUUUCAACAAAUAUUUGCAUUCCUUAAAAUAAUGAGUAUUUCAGUUUGUACAAUAACAAAACGUUAAGAGAAGGAAAACUACGGUAGCACAUACACUGUAAAAACUGAAUGGUAAUUGGUACAGCAGUCAACACAAGGGUUUGAAACACUAUGGCAUAAGUAAUCCUUGGUCUUGAGGUUCUUCAGUUCUAUUCAGUAAUGCUACAGAAAGUCUAAUUUGUCUAAGCUUUCAGAUUUUGCAUGAAAAUAAGAACAAUGUCAAACACAUCAGUAAGACACUUAACUGUGCACUACGAAUCUGAUUAAAGCGAAAAGUGUUUUUUGUACUAUGACUCACUGCAAGAACUCAGCUGUAUCAAAGAACCUCGAGACCAAGUAUUAACAUAGUUAAAUGCAACACCUUACAGGAUAUGACUUGGGUGCAACACUUACACUUUUACUCUUAAAUCAAAUGACUAGUGAAAUCCUUGUAAGAACUUUCUAGUGUGUAGUCGGAAAUCACCGAUACGUAGAUUUUAAAAUUCACUUAAUGCUGAAUACGAAGCAAGAGGAAGAGAUGGUAAAUUUUACUUUGUGGGUGUAAAAUUUUUUGGAAAAAAAAAAGAGCUGUUUCUAUUUUAAGUUCUUUAAAUCCCACCACUGCAAGCAGUAUGGGAAGAAAUAGGAUCUUAAAAGCAUAUUAUAGAUCUUCCUAGCAAUAUGAUACUGAAUUAAAGUCCUGUUGUGUGUUGAUAAAUAAAUGAGAUGAAACCCAGGGAUGGGGGAUGUAUCUGACAUAAGCAAUGAUAAGAUAAAGCUUACAGUGUGUAGGGUAUCAUUAUUAUACACCAAAGAAGCACAUUGUUUUCUUUUUGUAAUAAAGGACAGUAUUCAUCCGAAAAAUAUGGAAUAAAUUUCCACUUUCUUAUUUUCAAACAGGGCAUUAUCUUUAGGAAAUAUAAAGAAACCCAUUCAUUUAUAAAGUCUUUAAUAAUUAUAUAUAUAAAUAUAUAUAUGUAUAUAUUUAUAACAUGGUCAUUUCAUUUAUUUUUUACAUUACAUGUAUUAUUGGACUGACUAGUUUCAAUUCAGUGUUUCAUUAUGAACAAGCAGACUGUUAAAAUUUAUAAAUAUUAUGGGUAAAUUAUUCUAAUUUAUAAAUGAAUUCUUUUCCAAAUUUGCAAUUUAUCUUAACAUAACAUUAUUAUGAUCUCCAAACCACUUGUAGUCAUAUAUUCGAGAUUAAAAUGGCACACAAUUUUGUAGAACUUGUGCCAUAACUGAGGGGGAAAAAAUAAUCAUUUAACUUCAUGUAAAUUUUCAGGAUUAUACAUUCAGUGGUUUUGACACCAAUUUCAAGCUUUGACUGGACUGAAUAAAAUAUCUAAAUUUGGAUUCUUAAAAGAGACCAAACAGUUGAAAAGUUUUGUUUAUAAAAAAAAAGGGAAAUUAAAAAUGGAAGGUCAAAAACAACUAUAUAAGCAGAAAACUGUACAACAGAUAAAUAUAAUCUGUCCAACAACAACAUAUGAUAAUAACUGAUGUAUUCCUAAGUCUGAUAAAAACAUUUAUAAAUCUGGAAUUAGUGAGGUAAAAAGAGAACUGGAAAUGUGAAAAUAUGAGAGGAAAGUUGAAUACAGUGGAUACUCGAUUAUCCGACCCUCAUUUAUACGGAUUUGUGAUAUCUGGAUUGUCAACCAUGAGCAAAUAUCUCUGUACUGUCUAGUCUGUACACUAUCCACCUGCAGUGAGCACAGCAGACCAACAGCAGGAAAUGUAAGAAGACGAUAUAGAACAAAAUGUAGAGCUUUCGAAUGGUUCGAAUUACAGUGUGAUACUGUGAGUUCACUAUGAUUAAAACAAAUUCGUGAUGUAGCAGCAAUGAAGAGAAAAAACGGUUUGCUUCAAAUGAUAGUUGCCAAAUAUUUUUAAAGAAAUUAGAUACAGUGACUGUCUGAUGUGAUUUUGUUAGGUAUUUCAUGUUUAAGGUUACAGUAUUUUAGUAAUUUUAAGAAAAUAUGUA